AUGCGGCCGGCCCCAGCCCCCGUUCGGGGUCGCAGCCAGCCCCAGGCCGGGGUGCAAGCUCCCCGGGGAAGCCGCGGCUUCUCCCCGUAUGGCCGGGCCCGGGCGGGCUGGCCGGGCGCCAGGGAGCAGGCAGACGGGCGGAGACUACCAGCCCUGCGCGCACACACAGCCCGCAGCUCUGUCUCCGCGCCGUGUAAUCCCAGCGCUCAGCCCUGCUGCACCCCCUCAUUAAAAACCCGGAGAUUUCCUCCUCCUCCUCCGCUCUCCGAGGAAAACAACGCCUGCCACCGCCUGAACCCGGGCACCGCCGCCCGCCCCGCACCGCCCGCCCGGGGGCCGCCCGGGGGGCCCUGCGCUCCCCGCCGCUCGGCCCCUGCCUCCCCGCGGGAGGCUGGUGCUCACCCCCCCGUAUCCCAGGGGGCCGGGGCUGGCUGCGGCUCUCCCGGCCCCCGUCCCCGUCUCCCGUCCCUGGGGGGCUGUUGCUCCCCCGCUGCCGGGGCGGCUGCUCGCCUUCCCCCCCCCCCCCCCCCCCCCCGCGCCCUGCUUUUAUCCAUCCCGAGGGCGAGGGUGGGGUGCGCCGAGCCGGAGCUCCCCGCACCGGGAUACCCCGGGAGCCGAAUCACCUGCCUCCUCCGGAGCCGGGCGAUUAAUUUAAUGCGAUACAGAGCGGGUUCCGUCCCGGCCCCUCCUCGGUGGGGAGAUCUCCGCCGGGCUCUCUCCCCGCAGCCGCGGCGCGGAGGAGGGGCACGGCACGGAACGGCACGGAGCGGCACGGCGAGGCGGGCUGGCAUCCUCCGAGCGAGCACCGGCUCUCCCGGCGGCGCCCGGGGAAACCUUCCCCGCCCCGGUAGCAGCAGCGGCGGCGACGGCGGCAGCUCCGAUCGGAGUCGCACAAGCAGCCGCCGCGCAGACCUGCUCGGUGCCCGGGGGCGGCUGCGAGGCGGGCGGGGGCCGAGCCGUGCCUGGCGAGGGGAUUUGCUGGGUCGUUGGCUGCGCCUGGGGAAAGGCGGGAUAAAUGCAGGGAACCAAAGUCGUGUGGGCUGCAGCCGCCGAGCUUCGUUAGCUGCCGAUGUGACUGUGAAGAUAAAACGCUCCACAAUAACUCGAGCGCGAAAGAGCGCCGGGGAUGGGGACGCGCAGUCCCCGCCGGCCCCGGCCCCCGGCCCCGGCCCCGGCCCUCCGCCCCCGCCGUGCCCCGCGCCCUCGGCCCCGCGGCGGAAGGUGCCCGGGGAGCCUCAGACCGUGCUAACGGCUCGGCCUUGGGACUCCGCCAAGUUUCUCUGA
This is a messenger RNA of Aquila chrysaetos chrysaetos, 1284 nucleotides long. Its product is annotated as translation initiation factor IF-2-like. The transcript has 4 exons. Bases 1 to 1284 code for a protein of 427 amino acids. NCBI's taxonomy places the organism in Eukaryota, Metazoa, Chordata, Aves, Accipitriformes, Accipitridae. The record is from RefSeq and is a predicted model, not a curated record.